This is a messenger RNA of Seminavis robusta, 1764 nucleotides long. The record is from the annotation of a GenBank genome assembly. NCBI's taxonomy places the organism in Eukaryota, Bacillariophyta, Bacillariophyceae, Naviculales, Naviculaceae.
CAAGCCCGCUCAAGCUGCGCAAACGUUGAUUUUCGAAACACUUGAGGCAGCGAGUCUCAGUCUGAGUCGUGGAUUCUCAUGUUUCGGCGGAAACAGCAAAGAAAGAAAGCGAAGGCCCUCGACCUGGCGAGAGACUUGAGAAAAGAUCGAUGGAAGACAUCAAAGAAGAAUCAACAACAGACCCAACAAAGAAGACGACCUAGCUAGCUAGUGCCCAAGCAAAGAUGCCUCCUUCGCAGUCCUCAACCGCUUGCUCGAUUUGCUGCGAAGAAAACAAGCCCAAUCUGGUUGCUCUGACAAAAUGUAGCCACGUGUCGUGUAGCGAUUGUUUGGUCCAGUGGGUGACGAGGGUAGAGUCGACGGGUCAGCUGAGUCUUCCGGGAUGUCCCUUUUGUCGACUGCCAUUGUCCGAAGAAGAAACCCACAUCAUUCUGGGGCGGCCCUUCUGUCCCGCCACGGCCGCCGCUGCACCCGGGUCUGUGGGACAAGAAGAAGAAAUGGACGACUUGACGCGUCAAUUGCUGGAACAGCUCCAUGUGAAACCAUGUCCUCGCUGCGGAGCUUGGAUUGAGAAGCUCCCCGGUGGUUGCGACAUGAUGGAAUGUCUAUGUGGCUAUAGGUUUUGUAUUGGCUGUGGUUGUCCGGAUGCAAGGUGUGGCUGUACGCCUGACACACACUCCUUUUGGGAUAAUGUUCUGGACCGAAAUGCGGGGAGGACUCAAGCCCAGGAAGCCUCACGUGACGAGGAGACUGGACAAAUUAAUCUGGCCAAGCACAUUGAGCUGCGCAAGAAAAAGGACAAGGAAGAUCAGGUCAGACGACAAAGAGCCGACAAGCGUCAACGACAAGCCUACGAAAUUCGCACGGCGGAUCCACUGGUCUAUUACAGUGCCAAGUGGUUGUUUGGCACCAAGACACGUGACGCAACCACUCGGAUGCUCCAGCAGUUGCUGGCCAAGCCCAGGAUACAAAUGGAACGACAAACCAAACAACGACAACAAGCUAGAGAUUUGCGGGACGUUGACGAAUUAGUUUCCACGGCACGAUGGCUAUUUUUGCCAAGCACAAAGGGAGCCUUUUUGGUACUAGAACAGCUCAAGCGACGAUCCACCUACUACACAAGGUCGCGCCGUAAAAUCAUGCGACAAUCGGAACAGCAAACCAUUGAUGCGCUCACAUACAGCGCCAAAUGGCUCUUCUUACCGCCUACUGCGGCUUUCCGCAUGCUCGCACAGCAGCGACAAGCCGAACGAACACGACAAGAACGAGACCGAAAAGCACGCAAUACAGGAAACUUUAUCCAGAUCAAAGACGGAGAAUUACCAGAAGGUAUUAUUGCCAGUGGAAGUUGGUUGUACAAAAAGAAGACAAGCGCAGCCACUGCGGAACACAUGAAGCGACUCUUUAUGCAUCAAACCAAAGCGGCGAGAGCCAGGUUCAAUCGACGUUUUAGCAGCUUUGGAGGAGGACUCUGUGACAACCCAGGUUGUACCGAGUGCUGCUGGGAUGGUCGUAUGAUUUCCUGCAAGGGAAGCGGAUCGAGUGGUGGUGAAAAGGAGAAUGCAAUGGUCCUUCGGUUGAUGUUCUUGAGCACCGAGGAAGAUUUAACGGAAGAAAAGCAAUCGAUUGCCAAGUAUGGAUUGUAGGAGAUGAAACGAAAGAAUGAUGACAAGUGGUGCGAUGACUCUAUGCGUAGGAAAUUGGGUGCGCUGAUGACAUUAGCCGGCAUCCUAAAGUACAUGCUUAGCUUAUUACAUUAUUUUC